AUGAAAUAUAAAAGUGAUAAAAUAAAUAAAGAAAAAGAGAAAACGACGUGCAGGAAUUUACUCAGCGGAAGUAGUCCAUCAAUCAUACCUGGUAUCGUACAAUUGGCCGUCAUCGCUCCAUCCGAUCCUAAUCACGAACAAGCAUUAUCGAAAAUUUUACCCUCGAUAUAUUUAGCAGUGAGAUCCGUGUCACAUCCGGAAAAUGGUAUACUUCCGGGUUGGGAUAUACGUGUCGAUUACAGGGAUUCAAAUUGUUCUUCGACUUUGGGACCUUUGGCAGCCGUUGAAUUCUACAUCAACAAAUCCGUAGGUGAAUGA
This is a messenger RNA of Pediculus humanus corporis (human body louse), 318 nucleotides long. RefSeq lists its product as uncharacterized. Bases 1 to 318 code for a protein of 105 amino acids. The record is from RefSeq and is a predicted model, not a curated record. The transcript is spliced from 2 exons. NCBI's taxonomy places the organism in Eukaryota, Metazoa, Arthropoda, Insecta, Psocodea, Pediculidae.